AAUUUCUUCAUUCCAUCGGCAACUAGGCACAGAAUAAAUCAUCGGAGCACAACUUUUAAACAGUGAGUCCUGCUCUUUAAUCUUCCGGAGAGAGUACAAAUCGAUAUCCUCAUUUCUCUACCAGUUUUUAAGGUGUAGAGAAGAUGGGAACCACCUUACUCACCAGCUGUGGUCUUCAAUGGAGAUAUCAUCACCAACAAAUAGUUCCUGACAAUCAUUUGCUUAGUCAUUCACCAGAAAACUUCCCAUCAAGAGCUAAAAUAACAGCAGAAUCCAGAAAGAGUGGCUUUCUUGAUGGUGAAAAUGAGAAAUCCGCCGGGUUUUUGAAGAGAAGGUCAGUUUUGGUUUCUGGGGUUUCUUUGGUUUCAACUUCAGUUUUGGGAUCUGCAGGAGAAGGGCUGGCAGUUGUGAAACAAGGCCUUUUAGCAGGAAGAAUACCUGGCUUAUCUGAACCUGAUGACCAAGGUUGGAGGACAUACCGCAGGCCAGAUGACAAGUCUGGGGGGCAUGGUGUUGGAUGGAGUCCAAUCAUCCCUUAUCUUUUUUCUGUGCCUCAAGGUUGGGAAGAGGUUCCAGUAUCAAUAGCAGAUCUUGGUGGCACAGAAAUCGAUUUGAGAUUUGGCAGCUCCAAGGAAGGACGCCUUUUUGUCAUUGUAGCUCCUGUUCUCAGAUUUGCAGAUUAUCUUGGUGAAAAUGCUACAAUCGAACAAAUUGGACCUCCAGAGAAAGUAAUUAACGCUUUUGGUCCAGAAGUAAUUGGAGAGAAUGUAGAAGGGAAGGUUCUAAGCAUGAAUGUAGAAGAACAUUCUGGAAGAAGAUAUUACCAGUACGAGCUAGAGCCACCUCAUGCACUGAUCACUGCAACUGCAGCGGGAAAUCGCCUCUACUUGUUCAAUGUCACUGGGAAUGGUCUUCAGUGGAAGAGACACUACCAGGAUCUGAAGAGGAUAGCAGACUCCUUUCGAGUUGUCUAGGCAAGUUCUUUUCUAGAUUGAAGAUAGCCAAGGAGCAGUCAGCAUUUUUCACCAACAAUGUAAUUUUCAACAAGAAAAACAGUUACAAUAGUGUAUUUACAGAACAAUUGAGUUCCACAUAUUAUCUUACGCAAAGGAACUUUGGGAAAA
This is a messenger RNA of Populus nigra (black poplar), 1124 nucleotides long. RefSeq names its product psbP domain-containing protein 4, chloroplastic. Gene Ontology annotation, biological process: photosynthesis. NCBI's taxonomy places the organism in Eukaryota, Viridiplantae, Streptophyta, Magnoliopsida, Malpighiales, Salicaceae. The record is from RefSeq and is a predicted model, not a curated record. Gene Ontology annotation, cellular component: photosystem II; photosystem II oxygen evolving complex; extrinsic component of membrane. Bases 144 to 974 code for a protein of 276 amino acids. Gene Ontology annotation, molecular function: calcium ion binding. The transcript has 5 exons.